Rhopilema esculentum is the source of this 2423-nucleotide messenger RNA. Its product is annotated as cysteine--tRNA ligase, cytoplasmic. The record is from RefSeq and is a predicted model, not a curated record. Lineage: Eukaryota; Metazoa; Cnidaria; Scyphozoa; Rhizostomeae; Rhizostomatidae. Gene Ontology annotation, biological process: cysteinyl-tRNA aminoacylation. Gene Ontology annotation, molecular function: cysteine-tRNA ligase activity; ATP binding. Gene Ontology annotation, cellular component: cytoplasm.
UAAGUAAGUACCUUUUGAAAUGACCUCGCUUUGGUGACAAAGAUGAUGAAACAUAAAGAAAAAUCUGGCCUACUUGACCAAUGAAUGGCUGGUAGGGUCAUUGCAAGAUUCAGAUCUUUAUGUGAUGUGAGGCUUGCCAGUUCAUUCCAUUUACAAAAGAAAUUAGUGUGCUCAAAAUUUACCAAGGAUUGUGAAGAGGCUAGAUCCAGUAUGAGAAAGUGGGUACUGCCCCCUGAUGGUGACAGUGAUCUUAAGCUGUACAAUAGCUUGACUAGACAAAAGAAUAAAUUUGUACCACGUAAUGGGAAAAGUGUUACUUGGUAUUCAUGUGGUCCUACUGUUUACGAUGCAUCUCAUAUGGGACAUGCAAGGUCAUAUAUCACAUUUGACAUUCUGAGGCGUGUCAUGAUGAACUACUUCAACUAUGAUGUACAUUAUGUGAUGAAUAUUACAGAUAUAGAUGACAAGAUAAUUGCCAGAGCUAGACGAAACCAUCUGUUUGAAAAUUAUGUAGCAGAAAUCAAAGGAAGCCAGCAGUUACUGGAAGAUAUGAAAAUUGCACUGAAGAAAUAUGAAGAAAAACUUGAAAAGACAAAAGAUGAAGACAAAGUGAAGAUGCUUAGCAAGAUUAUUAGCAACGUGAAAAUAAAAGAAGAACAGCUGCAAAACGCCGUUGGUAAGGAUGGAGAGGAGCGUAUUCAACAGGAACUGCUAGAGGCUGCAAAGGAUCCACUUUCAGAAUGGUUAGACAAACAGCACGGAGCAAAUGUCACCGAUCACAACAUAUUUUGGCGACUGACCCAGCACUGGGAGAAUGAGUUCCAUGAAGAUAUGAGAGCCUUAAAUGUCCUUCCGUGUGAUGUUUUGACACGUGUCAGCCAAUAUGUUCCAGAAGUCGUUUCCUACAUCGAAAAAAUAAUGCAGAAUGGAUACGCGUAUGAAUCUAACGGAUCCGUCUACUUCGAUACAAUGAAGUUUGCGUCCAGUGGGAAACACGAGUAUGCCAAACUUGUGCCUGAGGCUGUUGGAGACUUAGAUGCUUUAGCUGAAGGGGAAGGUGAUUUAAGUCAAUCAAAUACUAGCGAGAAGAGAUCAGAGAGGGAUUUCGCUUUGUGGAAAGCCAGCAAACCUGGAGAACCGUUUUGGGAUUCUUCCUGGGGCAAAGGACGACCUGGCUGGCAUAUAGAAUGUUCUGUUAUGGCAAGCGAUGUUCUCGGUGGCUCCAUUGAUAUUCACACAGGAGGUGUUGAUUUGAAGUUUCCACAUCAUGACAACGAACUGGCACAAGCCGAAGCAUACUUUGGCUGCGACCAGUGGAUUCAUUAUUUCUUGCAUGCUGGACACUUGACGAUUGAAGGAUGCAAAAUGUCGAAAUCUUUGAAAAAUUUCAUCACAAUAAAGGAGGCGCUCAAGAGAAACACGUGCCGCCAGAUUCGAUUGGCCUUCCUACUUCAUUCUUGGAACUCAACAUUAGAUUAUAGCGGCAAUGUUUUAAAGGAGGCGGAACAGACCGAAAAGUUGUUUAAUGAUUUUUUCCUAAAUGUUAAAGACAUUUUACGAAAACCUGAAUCUACUACCGUCUCGUCCCACGAUUACAGAAAUUUAGAGAAGGACCUUAGUGCCAGAUUUUUGGAAAGAAAGGCCCAAGUACACGAAGCUUUAUGUGAUUCCAUCGACACGGCAUCUGCCAUACAACAUAUGCAGUCAAUCGUCAAGCUCACAAAUGUUUACAUUGGCUCGAAGAAACAGGAGUCCGUUGCUCCGAAUCAUGCAAUAGUAAAGCGCAUUGCGAAAUACCUUACGAAAAUGCUCAAGGUAUUUGGAGCUAAUGAAGGAGAACAAGAAAUUGGAUUCGCUGUCGCAGGAGCUGAAAAUGUUGGAAAUAAAGAAGAUUUGGUAAUGCCUUACCUUGCAUUGAUGGCCAAGUUCCGCAAAGAUGUCAGAGCCGUUGCUAAGGAAGAACAGAGCACAAAGAUACUGUCUCUCUGUGACGUAUUAAGGGACGAGCAACUGAUUGAGCUUGGCGUCAAACUUGAAGACGUAGAAGGCAGUGAAGAAUCCGUACUGAAGUUAGUUGAAAAAGAAACCCUACUCAAAGAGCGUCAACAAAAACUUGAGGAAAUGGAACUAAGAAGACUACAAAAAGAGGAGACAAAGAGGAAAAAAGCGGAAGAGAAGGCUAUGAAAGACGCCAAGGCUAAAAUUCCGCCCAGUGAUAUGUUUAAACAUGAAAUUGACAAAUAUUCAAAAUUCGACGAUCAGGGUAUCCCCACACAUGAUGCUUCCGGAAAAGAAAUCAGUGCCUCACAGCUGAAAAAGCUGAAGAAAUUAUAUACCCAACAGGAAAAGAAUUACCAGAAAUACAUUUCAGAAAAUGUUGAAAAUGGUAGUUGAUAUUUUAAAUGAAAUUAUGUCGAAUUAAA